Molecule: messenger RNA, 2047 nt
Organism: Calidris pugnax (ruff)
Lineage: Eukaryota; Metazoa; Chordata; Aves; Charadriiformes; Scolopacidae
Product: heat shock 70 kDa protein 12B-like
Molecular function (GO): ATP-dependent protein folding chaperone; ATP binding
Source: RefSeq, a predicted model, not a curated record
AUGAGCCAGAGCAAUUUCAGUUUCAUUCCAGUCCUACUCAUUUACUCCUCUGUAGCUCCCCAACUGCACAUCUCUGUACUACUGUCCGCCAUGGCCAGCAAGUCUGUCUUCGUUGUUGCUAUAGAUUUUGGCACUUCCUACAGCGGGUACUGUUUUUCCCUUGCUUCAAGUACAGACCAAAUCCGUCAGGUGUACUGGGGAGUAGAGCAUGGGCUCAAGACCCCAAAGACACCCACAUGCAUCUUGUUCAACCAGAAGCAGGAGUUCAGAAAAUUUGGCUAUGAUGCUCUGAUGAAGUAUAAGAGCCUGCCCUCCAGUGAAACUGACAACUGGUACUUCUUCCAGAACUUCAAGAUGCAGCUGUACAACACAAAAGUCACAUCUGGCAUGGAAGUGGAAGCCAGCAAUGGAAAGACGCUCCCUGCCCUAGUGGUCUUUUCAGAAAGCCUGCGCUACCUGAAGGAACAUGCCCUUGAAACCAUCCGAGAGGCCUCUUUCCAAACUGUCUGCAACCAGGAGGAGAUCACCUGGGUCAUUACUGUCCCAGCCAUAUGGCACGCUGCUGCCAGGCAGUUCAUGCGGCUGGCAGCAAAAAAGGCAGGACUCAUCUCUGACAUGAUUUCUGAGAAGCUGAUUAUUGCCCUGGAGCCGGAAGCUGCCUCACUUUGGUGCAAGCAGCUUCCACAGGAAGGGUUUAUGGCAACCGAUAGUGACAAGAAGAAGUUUGAAGAAACCCCUGGGAUCCAGUAUGUUGUUGUUGACUGUGGAGGUGGCACAGUAGACAUCACAGUACAUGAGAUCCAAGAAAACCAUUGCCUGAAGGAGCUACACAAGGCAGCUGGAGGUGGAUGGGGAGGCAACAGAGUGGAUGAAAACUUCACCUAUUUCCUCAAGGAAAUAUUUGAUGAUGGUGUAUGGGAUGAAUAUGUAAAGAGCCACCCUACCGAAUUAGAACAGAUGAUGUACAACUUUGGUUUACAGAAAUGCUCUGCUAGCAGGGAGGACAUCUACAUACAUUGCUACUACAACUUGACCAAAUUGGCAGCGUGCAAAAAGGACAUCUCCGAAUUCUUCAAAAAAUCAAAAGCAAAGGGAGCUGUGUGGUGUGAUGGGAUGAUCAUGGUUACAUAUGAUAAAAUGAGGACCUUUUUUGACUACAGUAUCAAAAAUAUAAUUCAUACUUUGAGGGAAAUUCUUAGCAAGCCUGGGAUGACCAAGGUCCAGUACAUUUUGCUUGUGGGAGGUUUUGCAUCUAGCAUCAUCUUGAGAGAUGCAGUCAGUCAGGCCUUUAGAAAGAAGUACCAUAUCCUUUGUCCAAUGGACGCCCAAGUGGCCAUUGCAAAAGGGGCUGUUUUAUUUGGAGUCAAUCCACACAUUGUUGCCUCAAGAGUCAGUGCUCGGACAUAUGGCUUAAGAGUAAUUCAUAAAUUUGAUGCUGCUAUCCAUGACGUCCGUAAACGAAGGGUCUCAAAAGCUGGUGACUAUAUUUAUUGCACAGAUCUCUUCCAGAAAUUGGUGGGAAUUGAGGAAUCAGUGAAUAUAAAUGACGUUUCUCAUUAUGAUUUCUAUCCAGUAGAACCAGAUCAGACAGAGGCGCACUUUUCUUUCUAUUGCACAGAAAAGCAGGAUGCUCAAUAUGUAGAUGAGGAAGGGAUGGAACUGCUUGGCUCCUGUACAGUGCCAAUGCCAGACACAAAGCUGGGGAAGCAACGCCGACUGCAGCUGGAUAUUAAAUUUGGGGUCACUGAAUUUAAAGCCACGUGUACUGACAUAACUUCCAAGCAAAGUCGGGCAAUUAUGAUAAAUUUUUUAGCUAGGUAAAUGCUCAGUAGAUCAAGCGGCAAGGGCAAUAAAUCAAGGGUUUUAGUGUGAAGCAAAUAACUCCUACAACCAUAAAGUCCAUCAUCCAGUGUUCUACUUGCACAGGUAAACAAUUUGCUAGUCUGAUUCUCUGGUUCCUUCCAUUCUUCAAACACCCUUUCAAUCUUGGUUAGCUGGAACCGCUGCAUGAAAACUCAGCACUGGCAUCUUUAUUAGCUGUAAUGAC